Linnemannia hyalina is the source of this 1815-nucleotide messenger RNA. NCBI's taxonomy places the organism in Eukaryota, Fungi, Mortierellomycota, Mortierellomycetes, Mortierellales, Mortierellaceae. The record is from the annotation of a GenBank genome assembly.
AUGAUGAACGUCAACAGACUGGCUCUUGCCGGCUCCAAGCACUUGCGUCCCAGCCAAUACCGCGUCAUGGCUCAGAGAUUCAACUCGACCAACGCACAAAAAUUGACCGCUGCUGAGGCUGCUGCUCGCCCCGUUGUCAAGUCAGGACUUCGCUUCCGCACCAAGGCCUUCAUCACCCUCACCUUGAUCGGUGCUGGUGCUGCCGGUGUUGUCAAGCACUCUUUCGACGACGAGCAGUUCCGCGCCCUUCUCGAAGAUAACAUCCCACACUACGCCCACUCAUUGGAUAAGCUGGAGCAGCUCAGGGACAACGAGGACGUGGAAAAGGUCAUCGCUGGCGCAACUUUGGUCGGCGGAAAGAUUGUCGAUCUUAGCAAGACCGGCUACCGCACUGCUUCGGAUUUGAUCAACGGAACCACCACCCCAGCACCCGAGAAGCCCACUGCCUCGGUCUCAUCAUCGGCCUCUCAGUUGGAGCAGCCCAAGCCUGCUGUUGCCGCUGCUCGCGCUGAAUACAUUCCUUCUGUGACCCCUGCCCCCGCUUUCCUCCCUGGUGCUGGCCCCGGCAAGAAUGCUUCUCACGUCGAGAAGCCCAAGAUUGUCGAGAAGGCUGCCAAGAAGGUUGAGGAGGUUAAGGAGAAGGCUGUUGAGAUCAAGGAGAACAUUCAGGAGAAGAUUGCUGAGAUGAAGGAGGAAGCCUCCGCUCCUCCCAAGAAGUUGAUCAAGAUCGCCCCUAUUGAGUCGGAGGAGCCUGUCAUGUCGAGCCUCAACGCCACCUUGGCUCAGUUGGUUCAUAUUUUGAACGAGAACGGCAUUCCCGAGCAGGGCCACGAGGUCUUUGAGAAGGCCAACGAGGAGUUGAAGCACUUGAACGAGCGCGUCGAGGCUUUGAAGGUCGAGGGUGAGGCCCAGGCUGCCACCGUCAUGGCCGAGUUGACCGAGAAGUACAAGCGCAUCGUGGACGAGAAGGAGACCCAUCACGAGGGACACAUUUCGCAGUUGAAGCGUGAGCUUGCUGAUGCCUUCGAGCAGGAGAAGAAGGAUGCCAUUGAGCGCGAGCUCAAGAUUCAGCAGGAGAUUUUGCGCGAGGAGCAGAAGCAGGAGUUGAUCAAGUACGCCAUGGACAUGCAGCGUCGCUGGGUUCGUGAGGUCAAGGUCAGAGUUGAGAACGAGCGUGGCGGUCGCUUGGCACGUUUGGAUCAGAUCAACUUGCGCCUCAAGACUUUGGAGCGCCAAGGAGUUGACAAUGCAGACUUUUUGGAUCAGUCGUCUCGCACUCACCAGCUCUGGUGCGGUGUCAAGGCCUUGGAGAAGGCUUAUGAGGCUGGCGAGCGCCUCCCCUUUGACCGCGAGUUGGCCCGCUUGAAGAGAUUGGCAGAGACCGAGAAGGAUGCUGAGGUCUUGAAGGUCGUUUUGGCUGCCGUCCCAGAGUCCGUUGCCGCCCAGGGUGUUGACUCUGUUCCCGAGUUGAUGGACCGCUUCGAAUAUGUCGCUGAUAAGGUUCGCCAGGCCAGUUUGGUCCCUGAGAACGGUGGUGUCUUGGCUCACGGUAUGAGUGUUGUCUUGUCCAAGUUGAUGUUCAAGAAGCACGGAUUGGUCCCCGGAAACGACGUCGAGGCCAUCUUAGCCCGCACAGAGCACUACUUGGUGGAGAAUGACUUGGAGCAGGCUGUCCGUGAGUUGAACCAGCUCAAGGGAUGGGGCAAGCGCCUUGCCAAGGACUGGAUUGUCGCCGCUCGCAGGAGAGUCGAGGUUGGACAAGCCAUUGAUGUCAUCAAUACCCAUGCCAACCUUGUUAGUUUGACCCUCGCAUAA